Molecule: messenger RNA, 2107 nt
Organism: Effrenium voratum
Lineage: Eukaryota; Dinophyceae; Suessiales; Symbiodiniaceae
Source: the annotation of a GenBank genome assembly
UUCUGUCAGUGACAACCAAGGAAUUGACAGUUACCAACCGGCGAAUGGCAUUGAAGACACACUCGUUUCACCUCGUGGCAAUGAUUUUCGUGGCAGUGAUUUUUGCAAGGGAACAAGUUGAGUUGCCGGUUUUGGGUCUGGUCUGCGAGCUUCCAGCAUACUGCGACUUGUGGUUUCGGCUUUGGUACGGACUGGCGUAUCAUUGCGGCUUUGAGCUGAGCUAUGAUGGCCUACGCACGGAUGCCUGCGGAGGACUGGGUUUGCAGAUCCAUACCUCCUAGACAGCAGCGCGACUUGAUGCAGAAGGUCAGGCAGUUCCGGUUGCAUGUCUACCAUGGAUGUAGUUGAGACCGCCAAGAGAUCGGCCAAGCCAUCAGGCUGAAGUCCAAUCAAGCAGCUAGGUUUGGCCGGUUCACGAUGUUCGACUUUGCUCAGCAGAUUCGGGACUUUGACUACAACGGGCUGUUGCCGACAGCAGUGGACGCAGAGAACUACGCCCUCGUGUUGACGAUCGGGGUGGCGAGGAUGCUUGCAGGAGGUGUGGCGGCAGCCGUCCUCACCUAUGCGGGGAUAUUGCUGCUGGCGUGGGUAGGCUUCUGGGACGUCCAGCGCCAUGAAGACGUGGAUCUGGAGGAAAAGGUAAUGACAUGGAAGCAGGUGGACGUCAGCAAAAAGGAGAAGAACAGCGACUUCACGGGUCCAAGGCUGGAGUGUCCAGUUGACAUGUCCCGCUUUGAGAUGAGUAACUUCAUCAUGGACCCAAAGGACAAACCUUUGCUCCAUAUGCUGAUGGCUAUGGUAAGCAUCUUGGUGCCCAUGGCAGCACUGGUGUACAUCCUUUUCAUCCAUGCCAACUUUUAUGUUGCCUGUGCUUAUGGCUUCGGUGUCUUUCAGUUUGUCCGUAUCAACUUCUUCAUGCAUGGCAUGCUGCACUUCCGUCACUUCACGUCCCACCGGCCACUCUUCCAGUCCAGGCUUUUGCGACUGCUUCCCAGCAUCUUCCUGGACCCCAUCAUGGGCAUCCCACCUCUGGUGUUCCUCCUACACCACCCACUGAUGCACCACCUCCAAAACAACGGUCCUUAUGACAUCUCCAGCACGGAACAGUACGAUAGGGACAGCUGGUUUGCUCUUGCAAACUACUGGUUCCGAUUCCAAAUUGGGGCCUACAUAGAGCUUCCCUACUAUGCUGCUCGGACUGGCAAGUGUGCAUGGUUCUUUGCAACGGUCACAGUCAUCGGAGGCUUCUUUUUCUUGCUGCAGCACAUGGCAGAGAGGUACUCUGGCUGGGCCACAUUUUGCGUUUUUGGCAUGCCCUGGCUGCUGGAUCACGCCACCGAUGCCGUGCGCAAUUGGUGCCAGCACGUUUUUGUGGCUCAGCAGUCGCACGUUCCAAUGGAGACCUUCUUCGAACGAAACUGCGCUCUGGCCUACAACCUUGUCGACAGCUUGGAGAACCGCACACAGUACAACGAAGGCUACCAUGUCAUCCACCAUGCUUUCCCCAAAUGCCAUUGGAGCGAGAAUCCAGACACAUUCUACAAGAAGGUGGAGGAAUUGAGUCGCUAUGAGAAAGAUCUUUGGCUGCUCACCUUCAUCAACAGCUCCAUUUGGGAGGUUUGGUGCCAUGUGGCCAGUAACAAGUUGCCGCAGCUGGUCAAGAACCACUUUGUCCACAUCCCCACCGCAGCCCGCCCCGACCCCCCAACCAUUGGGGAGGUGGUCAAAGAGCUGAAGGCGCGCUUGCACCGAGUGGAUCAGGUGGCCGAGAAGGUCGACUCACAGGUGGCGUUGAUGACUCCGUAAUUCGCAUAGACCGGUGCCAAGAUGGGCACUGUGUUCAUGGUUUGCGUUUUCAAUGCAGGACACAGCAGGAUACACACAGAUGUUCCAGGAUGUGUUCAUGCAUGGAUCAGCAUUGGCAUUUAUAUAUUGAUUGAGACAUGCCGAUUUUCCCUAAUUACGUGCCAGGAAUGCCAACACAAAAGUUGUUGCGCACCUGCCAGCACCAAGUGGGUGUUGCUCGUCGACUGACCCACAUUAGACCAUACAGAGCAUGGAGGAUGCUGCCGGUUGUUGUAGCAUUGUCCUCGAAAGAAAUACAGAG